Molecule: messenger RNA, 5367 nt
Organism: Bombina bombina (fire-bellied toad)
Lineage: Eukaryota; Metazoa; Chordata; Amphibia; Anura; Bombinatoridae
Product: phosphofurin acidic cluster sorting protein 1
Exons: 20
Coding region: 1-2013 (670 amino acids)
Biological process (GO): protein localization to plasma membrane
Molecular function (GO): transmembrane transporter binding
Source: RefSeq, a predicted model, not a curated record
AUGCCACAGAUAAGCAAUCGUUCUCCUGACAUUGAGAAUUACUCUGAGGAUGAGGAUGAAAGUUUCUCAUCGGAGCAAGAAGGAAGUGAUGAUCCCCUUCACGGGCAGGAUUUCUACUAUGAAGACGACGAACUUCGUAAAGUGAAGAAAUCUCGGCGGAAAUUGCCAACUUCCUCGGCAAUAACCAGACAACCAAACAUUAAACAGAAGUUUGUGGCGCUUCUGAAAAGAUUCAAAGUCUCUGAGGAGGCUGGCUUCGGGCUUGACCAUGUCUCUCGAGAUGAGAUCCGGGAGGAAGAUCUAGAUGAUUUGUACGACAGUCUGGAAAUGUUCAAUCCGAGUGACAGCUGUCCAGAGCUUGAGGAGAGCGAGAGCGUCCUGAGCACACCCAAGCCAAAGCUCAGGCCAUUUUUCGAAGGGGUCUCUCAGUCCAGUUCUCAGACUGAAAUUGGGAGUUUGAAUAGCAAAGGAAGCCAAGGCCGAGACAUGAGCAGCCCGGGGGAUAUCUCAGCUGAGGCAAAACUGUCCCGUGCCCAGGAGGAUCCUGUGGAUAUGGAGAGUCAGGAUGUGUGUCUGGAUAAUUCUCAGGACCUUGACUCUCUGUCAGAUUCUCUCAGUUUUUCCGUCCCCGAGAAAUCCAAAUCUAUGAAGAGUCCAAACGUAACUCCACAGAACCGAAGGAGCUUCCCCGCACGUGAGAGACCUCCUAGCAAGGGUCUCUCCGAAAGGACACAGAGCACAGAUAGUGACAAGACAUUAGAUAUUGGUCAGAGCGCACAGAUCCCCCGCAAAAUACUCCUUGAUCAGUUAAAUCAGAACCUUUUGGAUCCAUCCAUUCCAGAGACUGUGAUGAUUGUGCAAACGUCAGAUUGGCAAGGCCAGUACAUCUCCAGCCUCCUCCAGCAGCAGCACAAAUCAUGUGUGUGUAUCACGUGUUCAUCGGACGUACAGUGUGCGCUGAACGCCAUACUGACCCGUAUACAGAGACAUUGUCACACAGCCCCUGGUCCAUCCCGGCCCUUGAAGGUUGUAUGUAUUGGGGGUCACACUUUCCUAAGUUUUCUGCUUGGAGCCUAUGUCACAAACCUGGCUGGGAGAGCCUCUGAUUGGCUGGGAUACCUGCGCUUUCUUUUGGUUCCACUUGGCUCUCAUCCUGUGUGUAAAUACCUCUCCUCUCUGGAUUCCCGUUACUCUUCCCUUUUCUUUGACGUGUCUUGGAGGGAAUUGUUCAGCAAAUCAGAGGCACCAGCUGCAGAGCCGUUUGAUGUGGUGAGUCGCAUUAUGCAGUAUGUGGCCGGAGCUAGCACGUCCAUCCAGCUGCCAAUUGCAGAAGCUAUGCUGACCUGCAAACAUAAACUUCAGGAGGACGAUUCAUACCAGAAGUUCAUCCCAUUCAUCGGGGUUGUCAAAGUUGGUCUGGUCGAGACAUCUCCUCCAAACACUGACGCAGAAGAUUCAGUCUCUCUUGGUUCCGGUCUGCCGUCCACAUCUCCUCCUUCCUCCUCUAUAUUACCACGAGAUGGAUCAGCCACUCCUCCCUCCUCUCCCUCAAUGAAUGCAGGCCUCCAAGGAAAUGCAGGUACUACUUCAGAUGCGCUCGGGCUGCAGGUGGAUUACUGGUUAACCUGUGACCGGAGGCGUGAGAAGGAGGGAGGUGGGAAAAACACGCUGCGAAGUAUCUUCCGCUCUGUGGUUGUGUCCCGUCUGCCAGGACCAGACACCCCACCUGGGAGUAUGAGCCUGAGUGUGGUGACCGCAGAGCCACGAAACAAAAAGGUGCCUACAAUUUUCCUCAGCAAAAAGCCAAAGGAAAAAGAGACUGAUGCCAAAAGCCAAAUUAUUGAAGGAAUCACACGAUUGAUUUGUUCUGCUAAACAGCAGCAAACAAUGCUGAGAGUAACAGUUGAUGGUCGUCUUUUUGGGGAUGUCAAGUUCUUCCAGGUGGCAUGUCAGUGGCCGACACAUGUCAAACAUUUUCCUGUCGGCAUAUUUGGUUCAACUGGCAAACCCUGAUGUAGUCAUGAUAUAUGCCCCCAUAUACAUAUUAAUAUAUUCUACAUAACUUUAAUAUAUACCCUUCAAAAAGCACAUUUAAAGUCAACAUCAAGAUCAAUAUAACAUGUUAUAUUGCCAAAACCUGUUACGUAAUAGAGCAAUGUACCUGCCACCAGCUGUUACACACAGGACCACCUCUGCUGUUUCAAGCACAGACAUCUUCAUCAUCAUCAUGUGUUGUUAACUAAAGUCUCCUAAUUACAUACUUCUGAUGUUAAGUGGUUAACUUCCACCACACACUGUUACAUAAGCAGUUAGUAUGUGCUGUUACAAUAAUCAAGCAAUAUUAUACAGACAACCUUUACUGUAUUUUUCGGCAUAUAAGACAAACUUUGUAGAAUGGUGCCUUUAAAUUUCUAAUUUCUACUCUAAGCUACAUUUCACCUGAGUAUAAAGGCUUCUCUACAGAUGAUAUCAGCAGGGAUGAUGUUGAAUAGAAAGUCUCUCUUCAUGUCGGCAGUGUGUAGUGAGUUACUGAGAAGCAGAAUUGAAAUCAACAGGAGUAAGAGAGAAGUGGGUGAAUCUGGACUGAGGUGCUAUGUUUUAUUAGUGUUUUUUUAAGAUGAGGCAGAUAGUGAUGCAUUGAUUACACAUAGAGAACACUACUAUAUAGUGUGCACAUAACAGCAAUUCUAGAAGUUGGGCCUUAAAAGUGGACAAUAUGCACCCUGCAGUUUCUGAGUUUGGGUGUAUGAAAAAGAGACUGAUGUCUAUCAUUUCACAAGGUUUGGGCUCAAGAGAAGCCAAAGAGUACUUAAUGUGUACAAAACUUGAGGUAAUGAGCACAGACAAGUUCUAAAGAUUGCGGGAAUGAAAGGCUGUAGCACAAUUGUGGAGGUUGGAGACACAAGAGAAGAUACUCUCAGGAGCUACAUGGGCUUGAGAGGAGAGAGAGUACACAGCAGUUACUGAGGCUGGGGGCAUGAGAAUAGACUGUGCACGGUACAGCCAGAGGUAUAAAACACCCUUCAGGGUGGCUACUCACAAGCGUAGCGCCUGACUGGGCAGUACGGGACCAGCAGAGUUACCCGUAAGACUCACACAGGUUACCGGAGUGUUGUGCGUCAGGUAACGUAGCGGAUUAAGCCAAUCACAGAGACGAUAACCCAGGCAGCAGUAGGAGACGUCACAGUGGAAGUGGGAUAACAGAUAGACAUAUACCGAUCAUCCAGAGAAAUAAAAAUGAAGAUCCGAGCAAGUAGAGUAAAAAAGUGUGUGAACUUUAUUAUAAACAACACUAACACAGCAAUGCGUUUCUCAGCAACACAUAUGCCGUUUCAUCAGGCUGUAUUAGACUAAGUGCAGAUAAUGUAGAAAAAGAUCCAAGUGAGUUGGAACCAUUCCGCCACCUACCCUCAUAAUUUCCAUGCUUUUGAGAGCGUUUCCAUCAUAUUUUCUGAAGCAUCAGCCAUAGUUUAAGUAAGCUUAAAAUUGGGUUCUUUCUGCAUUAUCUUGUAUUUUCCAUGUCAAUAUCUUAUUUUGGUUCACUACCACCAUCCAUGGGCCAAUCCUGUGUCUAGGUCUAGAGAACAGGAAGUUCUGGCAUCGUAAAGCCAUUUAUCUGCUUUUUGCACUGUAUCUUUCCUACAAAUCUGAUUACUGGGCACCUUAGAAGUUAUGAUAAGACACAUUCCUGCAGUUAAACCUCUCACCACUGACUUAUUUUCUCUUUUAACAUUUUGAUGCAUCUUACAUGCAGGUUUACCUUGUAUGCUGAAAACUAUGGUAUGUGCUGUUACAUCAUUAUACACUGUUACAUUAGUAGUCAUUGUGUGCUGUUACACCAAUCAAAUAACGUUAUCAUGACUAUUAUAAACACUCCCGACGUUGAUAUUACACCCUAAUUUGUAAUGUGUGCAAUUCCUAAUCCCUAAAUAACUUUUUACACUCCAUAGACCUGUAUUUAAACACUGCCAGCCUAACCCUUUGCUUCAGAAAUCCCACCCUCACUCCCUCUGACUCUCCCUUCUCCUAUAAUAUAGUAUUUAAGAAGCACAAUUUUCCAUGUACUUCUCCUUUGUUUAUCCCAAACUUUAUUUUCUCACUUUUCCUUUCAGACUUUAAUGUUUCAUUCUCUGAUCUAAUCGCUCACAUUGUUUGAUUAACAAUGCCUAGAACUCCCUGGUCAGACAAAGCUCUCAAUUCAUUUGUACAGAAUUCAUUAAGAUUUGGGACGCUUAAAACAAUUUACUAAAACUGCUGAAUCAUGAGACGUUUGUCACACUUUGGAGUUCUCUGAAAAGAUCUCUUUCUCACUGUAUCUUAUACUCUGUUAGAUAUGAACAUGCUGGGGUAAAUAAGGAUUUAGUAGAAUGAUAUGAAGAAAGAUAUAUAAGAUAUCAACAUAUUUUGAUCAGAUAAAAUGCUGCUAGAUAUGGGUUGGGUGAUUUUGGCUUCUUGAAUGUGACAAGUAAUUGAUAGUAAUAGUUUUCUGCCAAAUAUUGGAUGGGCAGUCAUUAGUACAGUGAUGGGCAACUGGCAACUUUGAAGCUAUACACAGCCCUAGGAAGGUUGCCAAGUGGGCACCGUUUUUUUUUUGGGGGGGGGGGGGUUGGGACAAGAGAACAAUCUACCAUUUUACUUCCCAUUCCACUUCUCUUUCUGCCCAUAAUCCCCUCUUGCACACAUAAUAGAUGUAUGCACUUUUGCAGUUGGACCAAUAUGAGGUUUUAAAGUACAAUGAUGCCUAUUUCCGUUAUUUGGGUUGACUGCAUAUUUCUUGUUGCCCAUCACUCUUUAAGAAUCUGUUGUUGCUAUUACAGCGUAGCCCAGUGUCCGCUAUAUAUCUGUGUUGCUGGCUGCCUAUAUAUGUUCUCGAUAGGAGCGAGGGGCAGGGCAUUUCCACUAGUCUUCCUAUUUGGUCUUUCUUAGCCAGGGAUGCAAAUAUGUCUACUUAGGGCCAAAUACACUGACACUAUCUCAAGUUAAUUUGUACAAAACUUUUUUUUUCAGUUUUAACUUUUAUUUCUUUUCUUUUUUAUUCUCAAACACUUCCCAUAUUAUUUUGUUUUAUGACAUUCAUUGCUCCUCGCACCUUAUUCUGCCCCUUGGCCAACUUUUGCUUGUUGUUGCACAAAUUGAUUAUAAUUUGCUUUGCUUUUUUUAUGUUUUAUAAUUUAUUUUUAUGGAUUUUUUUUUUUUGUUGCUUUUUUUUUCAUUAAAGUUUUGAUGGUAUAUAACAUUGUGACUGUUAUUUUGUGAGAGCAUUCUGUCACAGUGUGACUCUUAACAAACGCCAUAAUAUAUGCAGUUGACCAGCAAAUUGUAUGUGUAAUUAUUUAUUUUAUAUGAUUAAAUGUGAUGUAAUAAAAA